Fusarium redolens is the source of this 2043-nucleotide messenger RNA. RefSeq lists its product as uncharacterized. The coding region runs from base 1 to 2043 and encodes 680 amino acids. Lineage: Eukaryota; Fungi; Ascomycota; Sordariomycetes; Hypocreales; Nectriaceae. The transcript has 5 exons. The record is from RefSeq and is a predicted model, not a curated record. Gene Ontology annotation, molecular function: chromatin insulator sequence binding. Gene Ontology annotation, biological process: regulation of transcription by RNA polymerase II. Gene Ontology annotation, cellular component: chromosome.
AUGGGAGUGGUAAAGCCUUUCAAGUGUCCCGAGUGUAGUAAGCCGUAUGGAAGUCAGUCAGGCCUGAGGGAGCACGUCAAUACCGCUCAUAAGAACAAGAGACAUCGAUGCCCGUACGGAUGCGGAAAAGAAUACACUCAAUGGAAUGGGAUGAAUGCACACGUCAAGGCCGAACAUGAGAAUACUGUCUACCCAUGCCCAUACAAAGAAGAAGAGGGAUGCAAGGUCAAAGACUUCAGACAAAAGCGGUCUCUGGAUGACCACAUAGCCAAGAAGCACCAGGGAAAAGAAGGGAACUCUUACAAAUGUCCUGACUGUCCCAAAAAGUAUACCCAGUCACAGUUUGGCGAAACACGUCAAGGCAACGCACGAAGGCAUUUUGCUACUCCCGACGGAGUUAAACAGCACGUCAAAGCUAUUCACGAGGACUGGCCACGCUUCCCGUGUCGAGCCACCGGCUGUACGCAAACAUUCAAGCGUGAGGAUUACGCCACAAGUCAUUAUAAGCGCGUCCAUGUCGAUGAUCCCUUACCGUACAGCUGCGGCUUCUGUGGUAAGAAGUUUCAGUUCCUUCCCAGCAAAAAUGCACACGAGGAGAAACACACACAGCACGCCUGUCCAAGGAACAGCUGUUAUCAAGGGUUCAAUUCCAUUGAAGAAGCCUUGGAGCAUGCGAAGGAUCCCCAACAUCGCAGCGAUCAACAGUUAUACGAAUGCCCGAUCAAGAAUUGUCGCCUCGCAAUCAUCGGCAAGGUCCUAGACAAGCCUUCUCUGGUAAAGCAUUGGAAUAUGCACAUCAAGCGGGAACACAUUUCCGGUGAGCUUGAGUUGGUCCUCAAAGAUGCAAAACAGCCGCCUUUCCGAGACAUUCCAAUUCUUGGUUCGAUACUGGCAAACAACCACUCAAUCCUCUUGGCGUCUGCUUCACUCGACAACGCUAUGAGGGGGGGGGACGAAGAGGAAGACGAGAUCUUGAUUAGUGACGACAAGGAUAUCAAUAUCCUUGAGCAAAACAAAGAUUGGUGGGAGUCGCACAAAGAUCACCUCGUUUCCUUCAAUGCCAGGGGUUACAAAUGCGCCGGACCGGCCCUUGAAACGACGCAUUUCAUUGUUGGGGGCUGCCCCGUAGGCGCAAUAAUUGAUUUCGACACAGCAUUGAUGAGACGCAGUCGGGGCAGAAGGCUCCCGACCAUGUCGCUCGAUAGUCGGUGUGCGAGCUGCCACUCAGAGAUGAGGAUUAGACAGUUGAUCAAACGAUUCGACUCUCCCAAGCUCGACCCGAAAGGUGGUCUCGGUGCCCUGACCGAAACGUUUGCCACCGCAAUAUCAAAAACCUGGACAUGCACCAAGGAUUACGAACGGCGAGUUCAGCAGCCAGUUCGGGAACAAUCGCACCGAAAAGUUGUCAUCAUUGACAACGAGUUCAACCCGAUUACGCACGAGCUGUAUGAAACAGCCAUUAUUGAUCGGGUUUCUGGCGAGUCACUCUUGAACACUCUGAUCGUUCAUACCGAAGAAACAAAGUCGACUGUUUCCACCCGGCGUACACAGGGAGAGCGGGUCGAUAUUAUCAGUCAUCUACACAGGAAAAAGGUGUACGCUCGAAGCCGCGGAUUGGCACGGAUGGACGUGCACGAAGUCGCGAAGAGGUUACAAGAAUCCGGCAUUGCACCAGAGACAAUAUUUCUGGCCUGGCAUGUAUCAUGCACUGACCUUCAGCUUCUCAGAAACUUUUUGGCCAAGGGGGGAUACCACAAUAUCUUGCCCAAAGACAGAAAUUGUUUCCCUUUGAUCCCUCUCUUCCGCGCCAACGUGCCUAAGGGGUGUUUCCCUUUACGUCUUGAGGUCGUAUACCCCGUAAUGUUCCCACGGAGCGACUUGUGUGGGCUCAACCACCGAGCUGAAAUCGACUGUCAACAAACCCUCCGGGUUUGCAAUGGCUUUGAUGAUUUUUGUGAGCCGGUUGAGAGCCGUGGUAAGGAAUGGCGGCCUGCUAGAUUCGAGAAGGAAGCCCAGCGCCUCAUCCGGGAUUACUUUGUUUAA